Messenger RNA from Coregonus sp. 'balchen', 7891 nucleotides. The record is from the annotation of a GenBank genome assembly. NCBI's taxonomy places the organism in Eukaryota, Metazoa, Chordata, Actinopteri, Salmoniformes, Salmonidae.
UUAUAACAUAUUACAUUUUUACAGGAAUAUGGUUCCUUCCAAUCUUAUUGAGGCGACAUUUCAGCAGGUGAGUAACACCAGACCAAUGCGAAUGUACAGGUAUGACACAUUUACCAUUGUUCCUAAUAAGUCAGACAUUCCAUUGGUUGUGAUUAACAAAUCUCUACAGCUCAUGGAUAUUGUAGUUUAUAUUGCCUUACUCAUCCGCAAUGUUCUCAUUGAUUCCAGUACAAAACAGAUCUGAUUCCUAUCCUGAAAGUCUCCAGGGUCACAGUGCAGCCCAACUUUGUGUACGUCAUGCCUGACGAAAGUGACCCCAGUGGUCGGACGGUGUUCCUGGAGCUCACUCCACCCCCUGAGAUCCACUACAAGACCAGCCCUGGCAAUAGCCAACAGAUGAAUGUGCUGGGGAUCGUCAUCUUCUCUGCCACCAUGGGUAAAGCCAACAGUGGUGUAAAGUACUUAAGUAAACAGACUUUAAAGUACUACUUACAGUUCAAGUCGGACGUUUACAUACACCUUAGCAAAAUACAUUUAAACUCAGUUUUCACAAUUCCUGACAUUUAAUCCUAGUACAAAUUCCCUGUCUUAGGUCAGUUAGGAUCACCACUUUAUUUUAAGAAUGUGAAAUGUCAGAAUAAUAGUAGAGAUCAUUAUUUAUUUCAGCUUUUAUUUAUUUCAUCACAUUCCCAGUGGGUCAGAUGUUUACAUACACUCAAUUAGUAUUUGGUAGCAUUGCCUUUAAAUUGUUUAACUUGGGUCAAAUGUUUCAGGUAGCCUUCCACAAGCUUCCCACAAUAAGUUAGGUGAAUUUUGGCCCAUUCCUCCUGACAGAGCUGGUGUAACUGAGUCAGGUUUGUAGGCCUCCUUGCUCGCACAUGCUUUUUCAGUUCUGCCCACACAUUUUCUAUAGGAUUGAGGUCAGGGCUUUGUGAUGGCCACUCCAAUACCUUAACUUUGUUGUCCUUAAGCCAUUUUGCCACCACUUUGAAAGUAUGCUUGGGAUCAUUGUCCAUUUGGAAGACCCAUUUGCGACCAAGCUUUAACUUCCUGACUGAUGUCUUGAGAUGUUGCUUCAAUAUAUCCACAUAAUGUUCCUCAUGAUGCCAUCUAUUUUGUGAAGUGCACCAGUCCUUCCUGCAGCAAAGCACCCCCACAGCAUGAUGCUGCCACCCCCGUGCUUCACGGUUGGGAUGGUGUUCUUCGGCUUGCAAGGUACCCCCUUUUUCCUCCAAACAUAACGAUGUUCAUUAUGGCCAAACAGUUCUAUUUGUGCAUGUGCAGUUGCAAACCUUAGUCUGUCUUUUUUAUGGCGGUUUUGGAGCAUUGGCUUCUUCCUUGCUGAGUGGCCUUUCAGGUUAUGUCAAUAUAGGACUCGUUUUUACUGUGGAUAUAGAUACUUUUGUACCUGUUUCCUGCAGCAUCUUCACAAGGUCCUUUGCUGUUGUUCUGGGAUUGAUUUGCACUUUUCACAUCAAGGUACGUUCAUCUCCAGGAGACAGAACGUGUCUCCUUCCUGAGCGGUAUGACGCCUGCGUGGUCCCAUGGUGUUUAUACUUGCGUACUAUUGUUUGUAUAGAUGAAUGUUGUUCCUUCAGGCGUUUGGAAAUUGCUCUCAAGGAUGAACCUGGCUCGUGGAGGUCUACAAUUUUUUUUCGGAAGUCUUGGCUGAUUUAUUUUGAUUUACCCAUGAUGUCAAGCAAAGAGGCACUGAGUUUGAAGGUAGGCCUUGAAAUACAUCCACAGGUACACCUCCAAUUGACUCAAAUGAUGUCAAUUAGCCUAUCAGAAGCUUCUAAAGUCAUGACAUAAUUUUCUGGAAUUUCCCAAGCUGUUUAAAGGCACAGUCAACUUAGUGUAUGUAAACUUCUGACCACUGGAAUUGUGAUACAGUGAAUUAUAAGUGAAAUAAUCUGUCUGUAAACAAUUGUUGGAAAGAUUACUUGUGUCACGCACAAAGUAGAUGUCCUAACCGACUUGCCAAAACUAUAGUUUGUUAACAAGAAAUUUGUAGAGUGGUUGAAUAAUGAGUUUUAAUGACUCCAACCUAAGUGUAUGUAAACUUCCAACUUCAACUGUAAGUAAAAAUACUUGAAAGUACUACUUAAGUAGUUUUUUGGGGUAUCUGUACUUUACUUUACUGUUUAUAUUUUUUACAACUUUUACUUCACUACAUUCCUAAAGAAAAUUAUGUACUUUUUACUCCAUACAUUUUCACUGACACUCAAAAGUACUUGUUACAUUUUGAAUGCUUAGCAGGACAGGAAAAUGGUCCAAUGCACGCACUUAUUAAAUAGAACAUCCCUGGUCAUCCCUACUGCCUCUGAUCUGGCGUACUCACUAAACACAAAUGCUUUGUUUAUAAAUUAUGUCUGAGUGUUGGAGUGUUCCCCUGGCUAUCCGUAAAUGAAAACAAAACUAGAGAAAUCGUGCUGUCAGGUUUGCUUAAUAUAAGGAAUUUGAAACGAUUUACAGUGCCUUCAGAAAGUAUUAAUUCCCCUUGAUUUAUUCCACAUUCUGUUGUGUUACAGCCUGAGUUCAAAAUUGAUUAAAUAGCUUUUUUUCUCUCACCCAUCUACACACAAUACCCCAUAAUGACAAAGUGAAAACAUGUUUUUAGAAAUAUUUGCUAAUUUAUUGAAAAUGAAAUACAGAAAUAUCUAAUUUACAUCAAUCUUCACACCACUGCAUCAAUACAUGUUAGAAUCACCUUUGGCAGCGAUUACAGCUGUGAGUCUUUCUGGGUAGGUCUCUAAGAGCUUUGCACACCUGGAUUGUAUAAUAUUUGCCCAUUAUUCUUUUUUAAAGACUCUUCAAGCUCUGUCAAGUUGGUUGUUGAUCAUUACUAGACAGCCAUUUUCAAGUCUUGCCAUAGAUUUUCAAGCCGAUUUAAGUCAAAACUGUAACUAGGCCACUCAGGAACAUUCAAUGUCGCCUUGGUAAGCAACUCCAGUGUAUAUUUGGCCUUGUGUUUUAGGUUAUUGUCCUGCUGAAGGUUGAAUUAGUCUCCCAGUGUCUGUUGGAAAGCAGACUGAACCAGGUUUCCCUCUAGGAUUUUGCCUGUGCUUAACUCUAUUUCGUUUAUUUUUAUCCUAAAAAACUCCCUAGUCCUUGCUGAGAGUGGUACUCAGUGAUGUGUUGUGUUGGAUUUGCCCCAAACAUAACGCUUAGUAUUCUAGACAUAAAGUUAAUUUCUUAGCAAAUUUUUUGCAGUUAAGUAUGUUACAUUUACUUUUGAUACUUAAGUAUAUUUAAAACCAAAUACUUUUAGACUUUUACUCAAGUAGUAUUUUACUGGGUGACUUUCACUUUUACUUUAGUCAUUUUCUAUUAAGGUAUCUAUACUUUUACUCAAGUAUGACAAUUGGGUACUUUUACUCAAGUAUGAUGUUUGGUGACUUCUACUCAAGUAUGAUCAUUGGUAGAAAAGACUGAAGGCCAGUCUUUUCUGUUUACAUCUACAGCUGUCCGUCUGUCUGUUUACAUCUACAGCUGUCCGUCUGUCUGUUUACAUCUACAGCUGUCCGUCUGUCUGUUUACAUCUACAGCUGUCCGUCUGUCUGUUUACAUCUACAGCUGUCCGUCUGUCUGUUUACAUCUACAGCUGUCCGUCUGUCUGUUUACAUCUACAGCUGUCCGUCUGUCUGUUUACAUCUACAGCUGUCCGUCUGUCUGUUUACAUCUACAGCUGUCCGUCUGUCUGUUUACAUAUAACAUCUACAGCUGUCCGUCUGUCUAGUAUCAAUAUUAAAUGUAUCCAUCUCUCUAGACUGAGUAGAUAGAGCGAGAUAUACAUUUUUUUUCAUUUUGCUCUUUCAGGGCUGUUGCUGGGGAAAAUGGGCGAGAGAGGAGCACCACUAGUCAACGUGUGUCAGUGCGUCAACGAAUGUGUCAUGAAAAUCAUCACGACUGCUGUUUGGUAAGCGGGGGACCAGCUUUGUAGAUACCAGCAUCUGUGUCCAUGACCAUAUUUAUCAUUAGUUUAUCAUGUUAAAUGUUCUAAUUUACUGGCUCAGUGGGUUAGAGGAUGGUACCGGCAACACCAGGUUUGUGGGUGUGAUUCCCACAUGGGCCACAUUCUGUGUACUGAAUAUGUGUCACUAUAAACUGUCACUUUGGAUACAAGCAUCUGCUAAAUUACCCAAGAAAUAUAAUCAGUCUGUUGCAUUUGAUGGCAACCUAGCCUUUUGGCUUUCUGCUAUGAGCAGCAUAAACCUUGUCCAUUCAAACUAGUGGGAUCCAAAGAAACAGUCUGCUACCCAGAUGUGUGUUCACUGUGACUUUCUGAGGCUAUGACCUGUACACGGGCAAGUGGUGAGAACGUGGUCAUCGCCUUGUGGCAAGCUGUGGUGGAGACGUUAAGCAACCAUCUUUCCUCGCUCCACCCAGCAGCGAACUGCACAUGCCGAGGAUUAGUCAAGCAGGAGGAGCUCACCCUGUGCUCAGGGUCAACAGUGACUUAUCCCAGGGACUUUGGCACCACCCAUGCAGUUCAGGUUUACCUCAAACGGCCGGGCCAUAUUGUAUGAUGUCCCUUACCACAGAGGUUCUGCUGCUAAUAGGAUUGACCUCAAAGCCUUGAAUGACUUUUGGCUCUGACAUGGUUUUAGAGGCAGGGAGCAACUCAGGUGACAUAACAGGGCCAUUUUUUUCUUAGUAUUUUUUAUGAAUAAAGUACUUGACUAGUUUUCACAAUACAUAACAUAAUAGAAAAUUACCAUUUAUUUACUUUUAUUCUGUUCGACUGGGUGGAAACUGAUCAUUAGGAAAAACACAUUGACAUUUUACCAAGUAUAGACAGUCUUUGGAGGUGUGUAUUUAACAAAAGUGAAACACAGUUUUAUAUAUACAGUAGGUCAUUCAUUCUUUUUUCAUUUCCGGACAGGUAUUUUCCAUUUGGGAUCAUAUUCCUCGUAGCUGGAAAAAUCCUGGACAUGCAGGACCCAUCUAAUCUUGGGAAGAAGCUGGGCUGGUACACCAUCACUGUUCUGGCCGGGCUGUUUGUCCACGGCCUCAUCCUCCUCCCCUUCUUCUACCUUGUCCUGACUCGGAAAAACCCCUUCACUUACAUCAGAGGCCUGCUACAAGCCUUGGUCAUAGCACUGGCCACCUCCUCAAGGUAAGGCAGUUGUCUCUCAGUGCCUAUGUUUCUCAUCGAACAAUGUCUUCUUCUUCAUUGUCCUGAAGGUCAGCAGUAUGCAACCAGGGUUGGGGUCAAUUCCUUUCUUAAUUCAGUCAGUUCAGCAAGAAAUGAAUUGACAUUCAACUCAUGUUGAAUUGGAAAUGUACCUUUGCUUUUUAUGAGGAAUUGAAUUUCAGCUCACCCUCUGAAUAGAAAUGGAAUUCACCCCCACUCAGCAAAGUUCCAUAACACCUGAUUCAUUAGGUGUGGUAAGGUGUCAGCAUGCUUCAGUUCGGCUGGCACCUAGCCGAACUCUGCUAGCCGAACCGAACGUGUGUGCUCGCAUACUCCCUUAAAAGACCUUCGCUUGAAAAACAAGAAAAAUGCGGCAAUAGUACUGUUUGUCCAUUUUUGAGACGCCGUAGCCAGUAUAUACUUCCUCAAAAUAGUCAGAAUGAAUCUAAGAUAACUCAAGAAAUCUGUCAUUUGAUGUUUUUGUCGAGGAGAUCUUAGUCGCGCCAUUUUACAUCUAACUAAGAUGUUUGGUGCAGUAUUUUUCUUUGAAAAAAUGUGCAGGAAAACGAGUCGUCUCUGGUUGAAUGACAACAAAGACUUUAUUGAAGAAUCCCUACUGUUGACCAAUCACCAACGAAUUGGCGUAGACUUUGACUCCAAACUUGUUAUGUGCCCAAACAGCCCCCAAAAAACGAACCGAAGUCCAAAACGAACAAACACACAAAACUGUUUUGGCUGGGAAACAAAAGCUUGUAAACACUGUGGCCUUCCAGGACCAGAUGUUAAAAAGACUGUCAAAGUGGAUUGAGCUGAAUGCAUGAAAAAGGGUUCCUUAUAAACAUUGUAAUGGCGAGUUUGAUUGAUCAUCUCCAGCUUCAAACACUCUCUACAAAACCCUUACCUUAGUCAAAUUCAUCUGCAUCAUGUUGCAAUUGAUCCCCAGUAUGGUGAGAUUAGAGGCAAACAGUCAAGUACAGAAAUGUAUUAAGAGAAUAAUAACUUAAAUGUCCAAAAUUAUAUUUAAAAUUGUAGUUUAAAAAGCAUGAAAGCUCAGUGUUGCAAUUGUUGUAAGUAAGGAGUGUAAGCAGAAGGAAGCCAGAAGGAGUCAAACUGACAAUAAUCUAUCCAGAGGAUAUCAGUUCAUAAUAGUAGAAGCCCCUUCCUUACUCAACUAUCUCUCUUUCUCUCUCAAGUUCUGCCACUCUGCCCAUCACUAUGAAGUGCUUGCUGGAGAACUGCAAUGUGGAUCGGCAGAUAGCACGCUUCGUGCUGCCUGUGGGGGCCACCAUCAACAUGGAUGGAACGGCUCUUUAUGAGGCCGUGGCGACCAUCUUUAUCGCCCAGGUCAACGAUUAUGAGCUGGACUUUGGCCAGCUGGUCACCAUUAGGUAUGUAUUGGGUUUCAAAUCAUAAAGCUACCAUUGCAUCUGCAGGGUGAAACUUUGAGUCCUAACUCAAAAGCAGUAACCACCCGGUGUAGUCUGCCAUGACAGCCUGGGUGUUGAGAUUAUAACCGCUGGGACAAAAAGUAACAUUCUUCCUGAUAUUACUUUUGUUUCACACAACUUUAGUACAUGUGAAUGUGCAUUAUUGCUGUACUGAAUAAAAAUAUUUUUUUCCACAAUGACAUUCAAUCACUGUGUUUGAUUUAAUAAAGAAAUCACUACAAGCAAUAAGGCUGUCAAGAUGUAGGUCAUGCAACUUUUUUAAAGGUAUUGCUCAUAUCAGUGUUACCAUGGCAGGACAAUAUUGUAAUGCACCUUCUUAGCUUUGUAAUUGAUUGUUUUGGUCUCUGUUUAACAGUAUAACAGCUACAGCUGCCAGCAUAGGUGCUGCUGGGAUUCCCCAGGCCGGCCUCGUUACCAUGGUGAUUGUCCUGACAUCAGUGGGUCUGCCGCCUGAUGACAUCACUCUCAUUGUGGCCAUCGACUGGGUGCUGUAAGUUCACUAUGACAACAAUUAGUCAUAUUCAAUAUCUACAGUAGGCCUAAAACAUAUUAGAACAUAUGCUACACAUGUUGAUAAUAGUGACUGAAACUGCUGACUAUGGUUUAGAAUGGUUGUCAAGGGAAACCUUAAAUUGUUUACUAACUUCAUGGCAUAGAACAGACUGGUUGUAAUGGGGCCAGUAUUUUGGUGCUUUCAGAGACAAUGUUUGUGGUUGGAGUGGGAGGCUGAUCUCUGAAGCUUUUGUAUUCUCUGUGCUUUCAGGGACCGAUUCCGAACCAUGAUCAACGUGCUUGGAGAUGCCCUGGCAGCAGGAAUCAUUGGCCACUUAUGUCAGAAAGACUUUCCUCUCGGUGGUAGUGGCAAGGUAGGCAGCUGUCACAGUCUAGCUGCAACAAUUUCAUUUAACAUCAUCCACCUGUAGUCCUGAGCUUCUGUUAAACUGUUUUCAUGUGAGGUAUAAGAGACCCUGCACAAAAUAAUUACUGAGGUCUUAGAUUGAUUUAAUUUGUGCCAGCCAGGGUUACAAAUUCAACAAUCUGAAAUCAAUAUGUUAUUUGAAUAUAGACCUCUGAACGUCUGCUCAGUUUCUGUCACUUAUCACAGAGAUACUGAUCACUGUGUGUGUGUGUUCCUUCCCAGUCACAGCCUUCAUAUGGCACACAGAACAAACACAACUUGCACGACAUGCAGAAUGGCAUGCCUCUGACCGAGCUGCCUCUGUACAAGCAAGACUGCUGUUAUGAGGUGAUGGAGGACACAGUCAACGAGAGCCCCACUAUAUACUACAAUAUCUGUCAAGUUUAA